This is a messenger RNA of Aphanomyces invadans, 1670 nucleotides long. RefSeq lists its product as hypothetical. The record is from RefSeq and is a predicted model, not a curated record. NCBI's taxonomy places the organism in Eukaryota, Oomycota, Saprolegniomycetes, Saprolegniales, Verrucalvaceae. Bases 33 to 1406 code for a protein of 457 amino acids. The transcript is spliced from 2 exons.
CUCACAUGCGCUGAACAAACCAGCAAACGAACAUGCCGCGCGGAUUGCCGCUUCCGAUCGGGUACUUUCGGUGUCCACCGCUGAGCCCAGAAGAAGCCCGGCCAUGCAUUGACCUCACAGAAACUAUGUCCAUCGACCUGAUACGCCACGCCCAACUCCACGACGGUCCGAUCUCGUGGACGUUAGAUGCACGAUGCAGCGACCCGGACAUGCAAGUGUAUACGGCUGAAGACAUGUCGGCGCCUCCUGGAAUCAUUUCGUACUGCACCGUCACGACCGUCAAAGCCGCGAUGGACGAAGUGGCAUCGCUGUUUUACACGGACUCCACCGCCGAGUACCGCGCGUAUUGCCAGCACUUUGCCAAAGGCACGUUGGAUGCAGCCGUCUUGUACACGUUGGCUUCGCCGACUCCUGCCUUUCCGCGACACAGCAUCGCGAUCAAGUGGAACGCGUUCAACAUCAUGCCUGGCAUGCCUGCCCGGGACGGAGUGUUUCUGGAAUGCCACAACGACUUCGACAUACAGGGGCGGCGGGGGUGGGUCCGUUGCUGCAAGUCGAUUGAAAUAUCGUGCUGUCCAGACCUCCACGAGUCGCAUGGCCUCGUCCGCGCCUCGUUCUACCGGUGGGGAUUUGUUUGCGUCGAGACCGACGUUCCCGGUACGCUCCGCAUCACGUACCUCAUGCAGAUAGACGUGAGCAGUCGCCUCCCACGCAUAUUUCUGUCGGCUGGCGUGCGUAAAUGGACCCAGCGUCUCGCCACAUUGCAAGUAUGCUUGUGGAGACGCAACCAGUGUGGCCGGCGAUUCCUUUCGCUCGAGAAGUUUGUGCCUCAAGUAUCUCGCGGUCGCUGCUUUCUAUGCCAGCGCAAAUUCGGAGCCUUCGGUGCCAAGGAAUCAUGUCUGAAAUGCGGUCACGUCGUGUGCCGGUGCUGCAGCAAAAUAUGGCACGUUGCCCCGACUGGCAAUUUGCACUGGCGACGCAUCUGCAAUGCAUGUGCAAAGUGCAAGAUCGCGCCAUUCAGCCACGAACCGAUCGAGUCGAAUCCGUUGGUGCUGCCGCCGUCGCGGCGUGCGAUCAGCUUGAACAAUGAGUUCUCGAGAGUCGGAACGACGGACAUCCCCUGGCAAGGUGUUGGGCAGGACUACGCUUCCUUCAAUGACAGACGGACGACCACCACGUCCCCAUGCAGACCGCCCAACUCGUUUGUGCAAGUCCAUCUCUGUCCUGGCGUCGCGCCGGAAGAAUGCAGACGGCGAGGCCAGUCGUUGCCCACGCCAAUGGUGCAAUGGCACCACCAAGAUGAAGUGCAGCACAACGACGGCGACGUGGCACCACCCGAUGACAUGGCCCUCGUCCGAGUGAGCUCGUGGUCCGAAGCGCAGUCGUCCAGGCGGCAGUGGCGGUGACCAUUCGUCUGAGCAUCCCGCCAUGCCCAGUACAACCAUCACGUGGCAACGGUUGACCCCGGCGACAACGGAGACCGCCGACGACGUCCCAUCAUGGCCAUUCGUACACAAAGAAGGGAGGUCGAUUGUAGACGUAGCUCAAAAUGGCACGUACGCAUGCAGUCGCUAGCGUAUCUGGACUCGUUCCCGUCGCGACAUGCCGGGACGACCGCCCGUUGAAUGGCUGGAGGUGGCGGCGCCACACUCGGAGAUCGACAGGUUGCU